Messenger RNA from Paramecium sonneborni, 1534 nucleotides. Lineage: Eukaryota; Ciliophora; Oligohymenophorea; Peniculida; Parameciidae. The record is from the annotation of a GenBank genome assembly.
CAUGUCACUUGAUUGUGGUUUGAAACAACUUGAUCCUUAUCACCCCGCCAUAUUUAUUUUUAUAUUAUACUCAUUAUUAUUUAGGCCUAAAUAAUUUGAAGAGCCAACAUUGAAAUCACAACUUCCUGCUAAAUGUCGUGAAGAUUAUAUCUCUUAUAAAGCACCUGUCUAUCCAGAUAGUUCAGCAUAUGAAUUAACCGAAGAAGAUAUUCAUUUCCUUUCUACUAUUAAUGAAAAAUUAACAAUACCUGUUCAUAUUGAAGAUUUUGAGUAAUAUUUAUCACUGCUUGAUUAAAAGAGUGGAAAAGACGUAGAAAUCGACUUUACAGAAUUUAUUAAACUCAAACUACCCUUACCUAAAACUAUUAAUAUAUAAAUAUAAUCUAUCUAGGAAUAAUUAUAUGCAUACUUUAAAAAAUAGAGAUAACAUUUUUCUCGUCCUUUAACUAGAUAUCUUAUGCAUCCCUAUUAUGAAGAUAGUAAUCCUCAUUUAGCAUUUCGUCCUAGAACUUAACCUAUGGAUAGAACUAUGAAAUUAAGGAGAGGGAAUCCUUAAAAUACUAGAGGUGUUAUUGAAAUGGAAAAUUUGGGAUAAAAAAUUGUUACAUUAAAAAAAGAUCUACUCAUGGUUUCUAAUCUUAUUGAUCAAAGUUUAUAAAGAGAAAAAGCUAUGGAAAUUGAUAGGAGAUUUACUUUUUGUAAAUUCAUUAAAGAAUUCUUUGAUCAAUCUAAAAGAGAAAAAGAUAGUAAUUCAGAAAUUAAAUUAUGGCCUAAAGAUUGUUUUGUUAGAGAUUGUUAAGAUAAAUGUCCUAUUAAUAUAGUUGAAAAAGCUGAAGAAAUGUUUGAUCAUAUUACUAAAGAAAUCUAAUCAUGGAAAGAAUUAAAUGAAAUCUAAAAAAGAGAUAAACUAAAAAAAGAAGAUCAAAUUAAUAGAUAUGAAAAAUAAAUUGAAGAUUUAAUUAUAGAAAAAUAAAAAUAUGAAGAAAAACCUAUUAUUAUUUAACCUCCUCCUAUUCCUUAACCUACUUUUGUACCACCACCUAUACCGAUAUCUCAUCCAGAACCUCCUGAUGAAAAAAUGGAAAGUGUUGCUAGGUUCUUAGCAACUUUAUAUUUGGAGGCUAGAAAAUAUUAGUUAACAUUUGAUUAAGUCUUAUCUGAUUCAUUUCCUAUCUACAAAAUCUAAAAUCAAUAAUAACCAGUCAACUCUAAAAGUGUAUUCCCUUUUUCAUUAAUGCAAAUUGAAGGAAAUGAUUUAAUUUAUAAAGUAAGAAAAGAUAGUUGUUUAGAAAAAAAAGAUAAGGCUUAUUGGGAAUGUUAUAAUGAUUCAUCUCUAUCUAAUACAUUAUAUUAUUAGAAUAAUUACUUUAAAGAUAAAGUUAAUGAUAUUAUGGAAAUGGCAGACAUGGAUUAAAUGGUUUAUGCUUAAGGUUUAGAUGAUGAUAAACAAGAUGAAGAUGAUAAAAUGUUCAAAAAGAAAGUCAAAGGAAGUACCACCAGAUUAACUGGGGCCAAUGGAGCAUAAAUAAAAUGA